Molecule: messenger RNA, 464 nt
Organism: Suncus etruscus (white-toothed pygmy shrew)
Lineage: Eukaryota; Metazoa; Chordata; Mammalia; Eulipotyphla; Soricidae
Gene: APOC4
Product: apolipoprotein C4
Exons: 3
Coding region: 57-449 (130 amino acids)
Biological process (GO): triglyceride homeostasis; positive regulation of triglyceride storage
Cellular component (GO): high-density lipoprotein particle; very-low-density lipoprotein particle
Source: RefSeq, a predicted model, not a curated record
AGCUGAAAACUGAACCUGGACAGACAGAAGGACAGGACAGCCCCCCCCACAACAAAAUGGCGCUCCCCGGACGCAGGGCCUGGGCACUGCCCUCCCUCUGUUUCUUCCUUGUGGUCUUGAUCUGCUCUGGGGAAGGAACACCCAGGCCACCUGUGGAGAUCGAGAGUCCCGUAGCUGAGCCGGACACAACAGGGCCCUGGAGUGUCAUCAGGGCCAAGGUGGCGGGUCUGGUGGAGCCGGUGGUGAGCAAGACACAGGAGAAAUGGCGCAACUUUUGGAGCCCCGGGCCCUUCCAAGGCUACGUGCAGACCUACUAUGAAGAUCACCUGAAGGACCUGGGUCCUCGCGCCCGAUCUUGGCUGCGCAGCUCCAAGGAGAAGGUUCUGAACAAGGCGCACAGCCUGUGCCCUACCCUGCUGUGUGGAGACGGGGAUGCUGACUCCCAAUAAAAGAAAUAAAAGAAU